UCAUGCAAUGCAUGACAGAUGCACCCAGGCAACCAAACACGCCCUAACUGAAGAGUGGAAAGCAAACAACCAUCACCAAACCCCAGCCCCGACGGCCCACCUCGCCGUCUCCGGCGAUCGCCGUCGCCGCGCUGGCCUUGAUUCCAACCCCAACCCUGCCCCUAUUACCGCCCGUGGCGCUCGUACUCUGAUGCUUCCCACCCCAUGGCCCACCACAUUCCCCUUCCCCUUCCCCUCCCCCUUCGUCGCCGCCUCCACCACCUCUUCAUCCUUGCCCUCCUCGCCGUCGCAUCAGGUAACCCUAGCCCCGGGGUGUACGAUCGGGGGGCCGAGGAAGCGGAGGCGUACUCGAUCCUCACAUUUCACGACUACACGCCGCCGCCUCCCCCAGCGCUGCCGCCCCCGCCGGCCGCCCCGGCGGCGACCUGCGCCGGCGACCUCGGUGGCGUGGGCGACCUCGACACGCGCUGCGUAGUUCCCGUGUCCGUGCGGCUCGAGGGCGGCGGCGUCUUCAUCAGCGGGAAUGGCAGCCUCCAGCUCCUCGACGGUGUCUCUGUCACCUGCCAGAGGCCAGGGUGCGUUGUCUCCGCCAAUUUGUCUGGUGAUAUCCGCUUCGGCCAUGGCGCCCGUGUCGUAGCCGGAUGGGUCUCUCUCGCGGCCACCAACAUCACUCUCGGCGACGACGCCGUUAUCGACACCACUGCGCUUGCCGGCAACCCGCCGGAUAAGACCAGCGGCGUACCAACCGGGAUAUAUGGAGAUGGUGGUGGGCAUGGUGGCCGCGGCGCAAGCUGCUACGUCAAUAAGGGGCAAACGCAGGAGGACUCGUGGGGUGGUGAUACCUAUGCGUGGUCUGAGCUCAAGACCCCGAAUAGCUAUGGGAGCAAAGGGGGAUCUACUAGCGUCGAGAAGGACUAUGGUGGCGGGGGUGGCGGAGUAGUGUGGUUGUUUGCAGAUGAAAUUGUCAUGAAUGGAACAGUUAUUGCUAAUGGCGGUAAUGGUGGCACCAAGGGUGGGGGUGGCUCUGGGGGAAGCAUCUAUCUUAAGGCUGCAACCAUGCAAGGCGGUGGCAAAAUAAGUGCAUGUGGAGGCAAUGGUUUGUCUGGGGGAGGUGGAGGACGUGUUUCUAUUGAUGUUUUCAGUAGGCAUGAUGACACCCAUUUUUUUGUUCAUGGGGGGAGGAGUUCAGGAUGUCCAGACAAUGCAGGAGCAGCUGGGACACUUUAUGAAGAAGUACCUAAGAGUAUUACUGUUAGCAACAAUAACUUGAGCACACAAACUGAUACAGUUUUUUUAGACCCCCCAUAUGAGCCACUCUGGACAAAUGUUUUUAUCAAGAAUCAUGCAAAAGUUUCUCUGCCCCUGCGCUGGAGUCGUCUUCAGGCACAAGGACAAAUUAGUCUUCUAUCUCGGGCUACUCUAACUUUUGGCCUGACACAUUACCCAUAUUCAGAGUUUGAACUAUUGGCUGAGGAACUUCUUAUGAGUGAUUCUACAAUACAGGUCUUUGGUGCUCUAAGAAUGUCCGUAAAGAUGCUCCUUAUGUGGAACUCUAGGAUGGUUAUUGAUGGUGGCAGAGAUUCAGGAGUUGCAACUUCUUUACUGGAAGGAAGCAAUUUGAUAGUUUUGAGGGAAUCAUCAGUGAUACAUUCUAAUGCUAAUCUUGGAAUUCAUGGUCAAGGCGUUCUGAAUUUAUCCGGAAAUGGAGACACAAUUGAGGCACAACGUCUUAUUUUAUCACUAUUCUACAACAUACUGGUUGGACGUGGAGCUGUUCUACGGGGCCCACUUAUAAACGCGAGCGGUGAUGAUGUGGCCCCAAAAUUGAAUUGCGAAAAUGAGAGUUGUCCUAUGGAAAUUUUUCAUCCGCCUGAGGAUUGCAAUCUGAAUUCUUCCUUGUCUUUUACUCUACAGAUAUGCCGUGUUGAAGAUAUUGAUGUGUCUGGCCUUGUGCAAGGAACUGUCAUAAAUUUUAAUAGAGCAAGAAAUGUCACCAUACAGCGACAUGGGAGCAUUAGUGCAACAGGAUUAGGCUGCCAAGGUGGAAUUGGACAAGGAGGAAUGUUAAGCAGUGGCCUUAGUGGUGGGGGUGGGCAUGGUGGUAAAGGCGGGGAUGGUUUUUACAGCGGCAAGCAUUCAGGUGGCGGAGCUGCAUAUGAUAGUGCUGAUUUGCCUUGUGAACUUGGCAGUGGCAGUGGUAAUGUCAGUACAACAUCUUCAACAGCUGGUGGUGGUAUAAUAGUGAUGGGUUCUUUGGAGCAAUCUCUGCCUAUUCUCUCUCUCUCUGGUUCAGUGGAAGCCAACGGUGGCAGUUUCACUGGUGGGGCGACUCAUGCUGCAAAUGGAGGACCUGGUGGUGGUUCUGGGGGCACAAUUCUUCUAUUUGUGCGGACUUUAUCCUUAGAGAACAACUCUGUACUUUCUAGUGUUGGUGGGGUUGGAAGCAAUGGUAGUGGUGGAGGUGGAGGCGGUCGCAUUCACUUCCACUGGUCCGACAUUCCCACUGGAGAUGACUAUGUUCCUUUUGCAAUUGUCAAAGGAUCAAUACUUGCGAGAGGAGGAAUUGUCGAAGGCCGAGGUUUUCCUGGUGAGAAUGGCACAGUUACAGCAAAAGAUUGCCCGAAAGGUCUUUAUGGUACAUUUUGCAAGGAGUGUCCUGUAGGAACAUACAAGAACAUUACCGGGUCUUCUAAGUCCUUGUGUUCUCCAUGCCCUGCAUAUGAGCUCCCUCAUCGGGCUAUAUACAUGCAUAUCCGAGGAGGUGUCGCUGAAACCCCAUGCCCGUACAAAUGUGUGUCAGAUAGAUAUCGUAUGCCUCACUGUUUUACUGCUCUUGAAGAGCUAAUAUACACUUUUGGUGGACCUUGGUUCUUUGGCUUGCUUCUUUCAGGCCUUCUUGUUUUAUUGGCUCUUGUUUUGAGUAUUGCUCGGAUGAAGUUUGUUGGUACUGAUGAGUUUCCUGGACCAGCACCAACUCAACAUGGCUCCCAAAUUGAUCACUCUUUUCCCUUCCUAGAAUCACUGAAUGAGGUAUUGGAAACAAAUAGGGCCGAAGAAUCUCACUGCCAUGUGCACAGGAUGUUUUUCAUGGGCCCAAAUACCUUCAGUGAACCUUGGCAUCUCCCGCACACGCCACCUGAACAGAUUACAGAUAUUGUAUACGAGGAUGCGUUUAACAAGUUUGUCGAUGAUAUCAAUGCUCUGGCAGCUUAUCAGUGGUGGGAGGGAUCGAUUUGUAGUAUUCUGUGUAUACUUUCCUACCCCUUGGCGUGGUCCUGGCAACAGUGGCGCCGAAGAAAAAAGUUACAACGACUACGUGAGUUUGUUCGAUCUGAAUAUGAUCAUUCGUGCUUACGGUCAUGCCGUUCACGUGCCCUUUACGAAGGACUGAAGGUAGCUGCCACUCCAGAUUUAAUGCUGGGUUAUUUGGAUUUUUACCUUGGUGGGGAUGAGAAAAGGCCUGAUCUGCCCACUCGUCUUCAUCAAAGAUUUCCAAUGUCCUUGAUUUUUGGCGGUGAUGGAAGUUACAUGGCUCCAUUUUCACUUCACAGUGAUAGUGUAGUCACAAGUCUUAUAAGCCAGGUUGUACCAUCAUCAAUAUGGCACCGUCUUGUUGCUGGACUGAAUGCCCAGCUGCGUUUGGUUCGUCAUGGAAAUUUGAAAGUAACCUUUCUUCCUAUGCUCAAAUGGCUUGAAACUCAUGCAAAUCCUGCCUUAGACACAUACCAUGUACGUGUUGACCUUGCAUGGUUCCAAGCUACAGCAUUAGGAUACUGUCAAUACGGUCUUGUUAUUCAUGCUGUGGAGGGAGAAGCCGUGGCUGCUGAACUUCAAGGUGGCUCUAGAAUAAUAUUUGAUCAACAUUCAUUAAAUCAGAAUGAAGAUGCUGACUCUCAACUAGGCCACUCAAGGAGCAAUGAUGCUUAUAUGUGUAAAAGAAUAACCGGUGGAAUUCUCAAUGUUGACAACUUGAUGACGCUCAAAGACAGGAGUGAUUUGUUUCAUCCCCUGUCUCUUAUCUUGCACAAUACUAAACCGGUUGGACAUCAGGAUCUUGUUGGUUUGGUCAUCUCAAUAUUGCUUCUUGCAGAUUUUAGCUUAGUGUUGCUUACGUCUCUCCAGCUAUAUUCUUACUCUAUGGUCGACAUUUUGUUAGUCUUGUUUGUUCUUCCUCUUGGAAUACUGGCACCAUUUCCAGCUGGUAUAAAUGCUCUCUUUAGUCAUGGCCCACGUCGCUCAGCAGGCCUUGCUCGUGUGUAUGCGUUGUGGAACAUUACAUCUCUGGUUAAUGUUGUCGUGGCCUUUGUAUGUGGACUUGUGCAUUAUAAGUCAUCAACAAAAAGACAUCCAAGCAUGCAGCCAUGGAAUUUGGGCGGGGAUGAAACUAGCUGGUGGUUAUUCCCAACUGGACUCGUGUUGUGUAAAUUGAUCCAAGCAAGGCUUGUUGAUUGGCACGUCUCCAUCUUAGAGAUCCAGGAUCGUGCAGUAUACAGCAACGACCCAACUAUAUUCUGGCAGUGAUGGCCUUCGGCUCAGCGAAGUGGUCAUGGGAGCUUUUUGCAACUCGAGUUUUUGGGAGUUGAUAAAACGAAGGCUAAAAAGCUAGCCCAUUCUUUGUCGACCAGAUAGAGGAAGCAAGCACAAAGUAGAAUUCCUACAUAUGCAUGCUUAUACAGUUCGCUGUUAAUCUUGCGUAGCCAUAACAUUUUCCUUGUAGAUAAGAAGGUUUAACUCAUCCAUUCAUUAUAGGAUUUAGACACCAUAGGCUUACAACUUUACCAGAGCUAAUCACCGACAUAUACAGAUAGCGGGGUGGGUGAGGGCGAAUGAUCAAAUAUGAAAUUACCCUGUUCGUGGUCCAAUUCGAUGAACACAACAAAUUACCAUUUUUGGCAUUUUUGUUUGAUCUAGUGGGCUGAUGCAUCAUGUCCGCCGUUAGUUGCUGGGGUGAUCUAAAACCCUCAUCAGAGGCUCAAUGUUGGCUUGAUAAGCUAGAAGUUUCCAUCUGAAGCAUUGUGUUAUGUAACGAGUGCAUUCCUAUUUUUAGUACUUUCUUCGAUCUGUCUUAGAUUUGUCUAGAUACUGAUGUAUCUAACACUAAAACAUGUCUAGAUACAUCGGAGGGAGUACAAAGAUCUAUUAUCAAUUGCAUCUGAUCUUCAUGUUUUCCCCCCUUUGCGGGAGUAUAUGAUCAAGACUUUGAAACUAUGAAUCUAGAUGUUUCUACACUCA
This is a messenger RNA of Triticum aestivum (bread wheat), 5232 nucleotides long. RefSeq lists its product as uncharacterized. The coding region runs from base 205 to 4521 and encodes 1438 amino acids. Lineage: Eukaryota; Viridiplantae; Streptophyta; Magnoliopsida; Poales; Poaceae. The record is from RefSeq and is a predicted model, not a curated record. The transcript has 22 exons.